AUGGAUGGCGAAUACGACAUCUCAAAUCCAAUGAUGGAGGAUAUGUACGCCAACGGCUUCGGCGGCGUCGACGAAUCGCCUUCGUCAUCAACAUCGACUACGACCCAGAAGAACCGGCCUAUCAUAAGCGGCGAACCGCUGGACAUCGAGGCGUACGCUGGGCUUUACACGGGCCGUACCAAGAUCAUGCGGCUCUUGUUUAUCGCCGACCAUUGUGACAAUCCCGGGAUGCAAUUGGAAGCCCUAAGGAUGGCUUACGACGAAAUCAAAAAGGGAGAGAAUACGCAGCUUUUCCGUGAAGUGGUCCAGAAGAUCGACGGUCGAUUGGGUCCCAACUAUUCGAUGGAUGCCACGUGGUGCACUAUGGUUGAUCGAAAAGCUGAGCAGAGGAAAGAAAAGCUCGAAAACGAACUUAAUGCUUAUAGGACGAAUUUGAUUAAAGAAAGUAUACGAAUGGGAUACAAUGAUUUUGGAGAUUUUUACUAUGCUCACGGUGCAUUGGGGGAUUCUUUUAAGAGCUAUGUUCGAACUCGCGAUUAUUGUACCACGUCAAAACAUAUUAUUCAGAUGUGUUUGAGUGCAAUUCUUGUGAGCAUUGAGAUGGGUCAAUUUACUCACGUGACAAGCUAUGUUAGUAAGGCUGAGCAAACACCCGAGGCACUUGACCCCCUCACCGUUUCUAAGCUACGUUGUGCCGCUGGAUUAGCUCAUUUGGAGGCUAAGAAAUACAAGCUUGCUGCUCGUAAGUUUUUGGAAGUGGGUCCAGAAUCGGGAAAUUCAUACAGUGAGGUGAUUGCUCCCCAAGAUGUUGCUACUUAUGGUGGGCUUUGUGCACUUGCAAGCUUUGAUCGAACUGAGCUGAAGAACAAAGUUAUAGACAAUAUCAACUUCCGGAAUUUUUUGGAGUUGGUACCUGAAGUAAGGGAGCUUAUUAAUGAUUUUUAUUCAAGCCAUUAUGCUUCCUGUUUGGAAUAUCUUGGAAACCUCAAAUCAAACCUGAUGCUUGACUUCCAUUUACAUGACCAUGUUGCAACCCUGUAUGAUCAAAUCCGGAGCAAAGCCCUUAUCCAGUAUACCCAUCCAUUUGUGUCUGUUGAUCUGCGAAUGAUGGCUGAUGCCUUUAAAACAAGUGUUGCAGGACUAGAGAAAGAACUUGAAGCCUUGAUUACUGACAACCAGAUACAGGCUCGGAUAGAUUCGCACAACAAAAUUCUUUAUGCCCGACAUGCAGAUCAAAGAAAUGCAACUUUCCAGCGGGUUUUGCAGACUGGUAAUGAAUUUGAUCGGGAUGUUAGGGCAAUGUUGCUGAGAGCAAAUCUUCUCAAGCAUGACUACAAUCUUAGGGCUUCCAGGAAACUCUGAAUUUUGGACUGAAGCAAUGCAUGACCAAGAUGUUCUUGAUAAGGUUCCUUAUAUUUCUGGGCCAGGCUUCCUGAUGUGUUGAAGCAUAUUGUAAGACGUUAAAGGAAGAUUGGCUAUCCAUGGUGGUGGAUUGGAUUUUGAGGAUUCGGGAUACACUGUUUUGUAUAUACUUAAAAUUUCUCUCAUGAGUUUCAAUUAUUUGUUUUUCUUUACAUUUUUUAUAAAAUUUUCUGCUCAUGGUCCCUGUUCUUUUAUUCGAUUUUACUAACACUUCUAUACAAACUGGAUAUGCAAUCUGAUUGAAUCCAGGAUCUUAAGAUUCUCUGAAGGGUUACGUUAUUUGCUAAUAUUUACGUUGCAUUGCAUUCACUGUUGA
Messenger RNA from Durio zibethinus, 1738 nucleotides. RefSeq names its product COP9 signalosome complex subunit 1 (gene FUS6). NCBI's taxonomy places the organism in Eukaryota, Viridiplantae, Streptophyta, Magnoliopsida, Malvales, Malvaceae. The record is from RefSeq and is a predicted model, not a curated record. Gene Ontology annotation, cellular component: COP9 signalosome.